Heterostelium album PN500 is the source of this 1251-nucleotide messenger RNA. RefSeq lists its product as uncharacterized. The transcript has 6 exons. Lineage: Eukaryota; Evosea; Eumycetozoa; Acytosteliales; Acytosteliaceae. The record is from RefSeq and is a predicted model, not a curated record. The coding region runs from base 1 to 1251 and encodes 416 amino acids.
AUGAGAAACGACCAUUUGGUUUAUAAUAUUUGUCAUUAUAUAUUGGCAGCUAUCUAUUGUGGUCUAUUGGUUUACUGUGUAUAUAAAGUUAUAAAGAAAUGUAAGUUUACAUUUGUAGAGAAAUAUAACAAUAUCAAUUUACAAUCAGAUUGUUCGGCAUUCAGAUUCAAUCAAGAAAAUGGAUGGGUUUUUUGUAGAUCAACAAUUGUGUUUUUUAGUUUCUUGAUCGUUGCUUUCGGGAUCAGGUGUACGAUGUUCGUUGUAUAUAUAUUUGCCAAGGACGGUACACUUACUCUAACGUUUCAGGCACAACAAGCAUUGGAAUUAGUCAAGAUUCUACCUGCUUUUUUCAUUUUCACAGCAUUAACCAUUUCUUUAUUUGCAUGUAUUAUUUUAUUGAAACAUCAGACAAGACCAAGGCAAGAGUUGAUUAAGAAAUAUAAGAUAUAUGUUGCAGUUGGAAACUUUUUGAUGUACAUUGUAGUAUUUAUUCUUUCACUUUUGCAAUAUCAAUCAGACCACUAUAAUGGACCGAGUUUUGUUGAGAAUCCAUCUAAUUCCUUCUAUGAUAUUGCACUCCAAUACAUGGCAGUAGUUAUUUAUCUUGUUACUGCAUUAUUCUUAUUUGUUUAUAUUAUCAUUUCAAGGAUUAAGAACAAAGGUCAAGUUGUAGAAGCUGUCAGCUUGAUGGAUCGAUCAAGUGCCACAAAACAGGAACAGAAAACAUUUCAAUUGGAGAACAACGUUGAAAUACUGUUGGUAUUUCUUUUUUUCGUGUAUUUGAUUCGGUCAGUUAUGGUUUUUGUCACCACUUAUGUUGUGGAUUUCGACGUGCCAUACUACGACCUAAUUCACUACAUGGCACUCGAGGUACUUCCAAUGGUACUAAUGAUCAUCAUCAUGAAAAGAGUCAAUGGUCAACAAGCUUUAAAAGGUGACCAAGCUGAAGAAGGAGUCAUUGAUCAACAAUAUGCAGCAAUAAAUGUAGAUGUAGAGGAUGUAGAUGACUCCAGAACCAGUUUGAUCGAUCAUUCAAGUGAUUACAUAUCGAUGGGACAGAUGUCACCGAACAGCGCCACAAAACAGGAAGAGAAAACCGAAGAACUGGAGGUCAACUUUGAAAUUCUAAUGGUGGUUCUGCUGUUUGCGAAUUUAGUGAGAGCAAGUCUGCUUUUGAUCACCACUUUUGUUUGGCCUAUCGAUUGGCCAUACUACGACCUCGUUCACUACAUGCUUCUCGAGAUAAAAUAA